AUGUCGAUUGUUGCAGCCACCAGACAAUCUUCCUCACGUAUGGGCUACGCUCUUGCUGGGCUUGCUGGUGCUGGAGCUUCAAUUUAUGCCUACCAAGAAUACCGCAGAAGAACCCCUGGACCAAGUCCUUUAAUGGCAGCUUCAGGAGUGGUGAACAAUGCUUAUGUUCCCAAGGGAGUUGGCUUUGAAGACUACCAAAAAGUUUACAAUGAUAUUGCUGCCAAGGUUCACGAGCAAGAAGAUGCCGAUGGAGGCAUUGGUCGUUAUGGUUUGCUCUGUAGACUUGGCUGGCACACCAGUGGUACCUACGACAAGAAUGACAAUACAGGAGGGUCGUAUGCUGGUACUAUGAUCUACAGUCCUGAGUCAAUUGACGGCGCCAAUGCCGGUAUGGAGGUUGCAAGGGACUUUUUGUACGAGUUCAAAGACAAGUACCCAUUUCUCUCUCGUGGAGAUUUGUGGACUUUGGGAGGUGUGGUUGCUGUCCAGGAGUCUGGGGGACCCAAGAUUCCUUGGAGACCAGGACGUAAGGAUAUUCCUGAGAGAAGCCGGGUGCCAGAAGCUGGAAGAUUGCCAGAUGCUUCAAAAGAUGGUGAAUACGUCAAGAACUUGUUUGCGAGAUUGGGCAUGGACGAGCGGGAGACAGUGGCCUUGAUUGGUGCCCAUGUUUUGGGUCAAUGCCAUUCUUACUAUUCUGGUUACUCUGGUCCAUGGGGUCCUUCGUACAACAUGUUCACCAACGACUUUUUCGUGCGCUUGUUAGGCAAGUGGCACGUCAAAAAGUGGGAUGGCCCCAAGCAGUAUGAAGAUGACGAGACCAACUCGUUCAUGAUGUUGCCAACUGACAUUGCUUUGAAAGAAGAAUCUUAUUUCGUCAAGUAUGUCAAGAUGUACGCUGAAGACCAGGACUUGUUUUUCAAGGACUUUUCUAAGGCAUAUUCCAAGUUGAUGGAGCUCGGAGUAACGUUCCCAAAGGACCAGAAACAAUGGGAGUUCAAGACAUUGGACGAACAAGACGACGAGGAAUAG
Molecule: messenger RNA, 1029 nt
Organism: Meyerozyma guilliermondii ATCC 6260
Lineage: Eukaryota; Fungi; Ascomycota; Pichiomycetes; Serinales; Debaryomycetaceae
Gene: CCP1
Product: cytochrome-c peroxidase
Exons: 1
Coding region: 1-1029 (342 amino acids)
Biological process (GO): hydrogen peroxide catabolic process; response to reactive oxygen species; cellular response to oxidative stress
Molecular function (GO): heme binding; peroxidase activity
Source: RefSeq, a predicted model, not a curated record